GUAGCACUCUUUACUAAAAAUAGCUUUAGACAAGGCAUUGGAAAUAUCUUCUCCCAAUUUCCAAGAUUGAUAGCACAUGACUUCCCAUUUUUCAUAUGUCCUAAGGUUGGUGUGUUAAAGAGAGCAUAUAUGGAAUCCUCUUCAAUCUUUCGUUUGGCUUUCAUCUUGUCCAUUGUUAUUUUCCUUCUUACACAUUCAUGGUUUCAUCUAUACAAAACAAGCUUGUUUUUGAGCUCCAAGACUAAUUUUCCACCAACUUUUAAGACUAGGAAAACCAAGUUUGAUUCAGUUUUAGAAACACCAAUUUUCAAAGUCAAGAACACUUUUAAUAGUAGCCCAUCAUACCCUUUAGAUCCACUAACUAUUCAAGAAAUCAACAAAGCCCAAAUCAUUAUUUCUUCUUAUAAGCCUUUCUUAGGUUCUUUCCCUUCUAUUCGUUCUUUAUCACUAGAUGAGCCUGAAAAAAUUCAAAUCUUAAAUUGGAAGUAUGGUGACCCUCUUCCUCCUAGAAGAGCAUUUGUUAUUGCAUGGGCCAAUAGCCAAGUUCACUUGCUCAUUGUGGACUUGAACUUGGGCCAAGUUAUAAGUCAUGUACAAAAUCCGGGUUCGGGCUAUCCACCGAUAUCCAUUGAUGAUGUUCGGGUUGCUAUACGGGCCACAUUGUCCAAUGAAGAAUUCAAUAAAUCUAUUGUCGCGAGAGGAGUUAAUUUUUCGGAUUUGGUUUGUACUACGCCAUCUUCGGGCUGGUUUGGGCCCGAAGAAGAAGGUAAAAGGAUCAUGAAAGUUAGAUGUUAUUCGAGCCAAGGUACUCCUAGUUUCUAUAUGAGGCCCAUUGAAGGUCUCAUAGUAACUGUUGACAUUGAUAAAGGUGAAGUGAUCAAAAUUUUGGACACAAGUCCAAAAAUUCCAAUUCCAAAUGGUGAGAACACGGACUACAGAUAUAUGUCACAAGACAAGCCUCCAGAAAUGAAACCACUAAAUCCAAUCUCCAUAGAACAGCCCAAAGGCCCAAGUUUUACGAUCGAAAAUGGACAUAAUGUUAAAUGGGCCAAUUGGGAUUUUCACCUAAAGGCGGAUCAACGAGCUGGAAUAAUCAUAUCUAGAGCUCGAAUUCGAGACUCAGAGACUGGUGAACCAAGAAGUGUAAUGUACAAAGGAUUUGCUUCAGAAUUAUUUGUGCCAUACAUGGAUAUUGAUGAAAAUUGGUACUUUAGAUCAUAUAUGGAUGCUGGUGAAUUUGGGCUUGGGGCAACAGCGAUGUCACUUGUGCCACUUAAUGAUUGUCCAAGAUAUUCCUAUUUUAUGAAUGGGCUUUUUGUUACUGCUGAUGGAAAGCCAUUUGUUCAGCCCAAUAUUAUUUGUGUGUUUGAGAGAUAUGCUGGUCAUAUUAGUUGGAGACAUUCUGAUCUUCCCAUUCAUGGUUUUGAGGAGCGAAUAAGAGAAUCAAGACCAAAGGUGACCCUCGUGGCUCGAAUGGCUGCAUCGGUUGGAAACUAUGACUAUAUUUUCGACUGGGAAUUUCAAACUGAUGGUUUAAUUCGUGUUACGGUUGGCUUAUCUGGAAUGCUAAUGGUAAAAGGGACUCUACAAAAUAGCACAAAUGAAGAUGACAUAUUUGGCCCAUUAGUUUCAGAGAAUGUAAUUGGUGUGGCCCAUGAUCAUUUCAUCACAUUUCAUUUGGAUAUGGACAUAGAUGGCCCAAUUAACUCCUUUGUCAAGGUUGAUCUUGUGAAAGAAGAAAAUCCAUCAGCAAAAACACCAAGAAAAAGUUAUUGGAAAGCUAAAAGAAAAGUAAUUGAGAAAGAAAAAGAUGCUCAAAUUAAGCUUAAGCUUUAUGAGCCAUCUGAAUUUCAUUUCAUUAAUCCUUUGAGGAAAUCAAGAAUAGGAAAUCCAACAGGGUACAAGAUUGUUCCAAAGGGUAAUGCAGCUAGUUUACUUGAUCUUGAUGAUCCACCUCAAAUUAGAAGUGCUUUCACCAACAACCAGGUAUGGGUAACUCCAUACAACAAAUCUGAACAAUGGGCUGGUGGGCUGUUAGUUUAUCAGAGCAAAGGAGAAGACACACUUGCUGUUUGGUCCAACAGAAAUCGUGAAAUCAAAGAGAAGGACAUUGUACUGUGGUAUACGUUAGGAUUUCAUCACGUACCAUGUCAAGAAGAUUUUCCAGUUAUGCCAACUGUUACCUCUAGCUUUGAUUUGAAGCCUCUCAAUUUCUUUGAAAGGAAUCCAAUACUUAGGGCCAGGCCCAAUUUUGAUAAAGACUUACCUGUUUGUCGGUCCACUGAUUUAAAUUGAUUUCCCGUUCGCUCUUUAUUUUUUAUUUUUUAAUUAAGUUACAAAUUCUUUUGCAAUUUCUAGACCAUCCCAUU
Nicotiana attenuata is the source of this 2369-nucleotide messenger RNA. Its product is annotated as primary amine oxidase-like. The record is from RefSeq and is a predicted model, not a curated record. Gene Ontology annotation, biological process: amine metabolic process. The transcript has 5 exons. The coding region runs from base 130 to 2295 and encodes 721 amino acids. Lineage: Eukaryota; Viridiplantae; Streptophyta; Magnoliopsida; Solanales; Solanaceae. Gene Ontology annotation, molecular function: quinone binding; primary methylamine oxidase activity; copper ion binding.